AUGAAGAAGCUGAAACGACGUUUGAGUGCUGCGUUCCGUAGCGGUGGAUCACAACAGAACGUCGAGCUUUGCGGUGCCGGCGGUCUCACCAACGGGGGAUUAUCGCACUUGGACACUACUCAAUGGAUUAUGAGUUACGGAGCGCCAACAGCGGUUCAUUUGUUCUUAUUGUUAGUCAACUGGUUCUGGUUACGCUGUGGCGUGUACGAGAUUGUAGGAUGUGGAGUGAACCGUUCGAUAGCUGAACAAAAUGCUCGUAACUUGGCAAUGGGUUUCCGUAACAUAUUCACCGCUAUGUGA
Messenger RNA from Cooperia oncophora, 300 nucleotides. The record is from the annotation of a GenBank genome assembly. Lineage: Eukaryota; Metazoa; Nematoda; Chromadorea; Rhabditida; Trichostrongylidae.